UCCAUAGAUGCUGCCUCACCCGCUGAGUUUCGCCAGCAUUUUUGUCUAUCUUCUAUUUUUCCAGCAUCUGCAAUUCUUUCUUAAACCACACUGGUCAUGUCGACGUUCUCUAAUCAUCCUUCUUUGCUGUUUCUACAGCAAGGACAAACACCCCUCCACCUGGCUGCGGAGAAUAAUCAUUCAGAGGUCGUGAAACUCUUCCUCAAGCAAAAGCCUGAAUUGGUGAUGUCGGCAAACGUGGAGGGGUCCACUUGUGCGCAUAUUGCCGCUUCAAAGGGGAGUGUUGCCGUGAUAAAGGAACUGCUGAAGUUCAACAAAGCUGGAGUUACCACUGCUCGGAAUAAGAAUAAAGACUCCAGCCCAAUCCACCUUGCGGCUGCUGGAGGUCAUGCUGAGGUUGUUAAAGUGUUGUUGGAAGCUGGUGCUUCUGCCACUGAUGAGGAUGCAGAGGGAAUGAAUGCAGUUCAUUUGGCUGCCAAAAACGGACACAUUAAUGUCCUUGAAGCUCUGAAAGGUGCUAUAUCCUUUAAAAUAACCAGUACAAAGACUGGAUUCACAGCCCUUCAUGUGGCUGCACACUUUGGCCAGAUGGACUUUGUGAGGGAGAUUCUCACCAAGAUGUCGGCAACUAUACGCAGCGAGAUCCCAAAGACUGCGAUCGAGGGACUUCCAUCGAAAGAGCAACCAAGCGAGGUAAUAAAAGUUGUGACCCUUACAUCAUAUGGGUUAGCUGAUUAUGAACAACAAGCUAAGCCACAAUGACCCAGCCUUCAUUUAUCAUGCUCAAUCAUAGGACAGCCUAGUCUUCCAAGUCCUCUCAGGGACAGAUAAAUCCUUUAAGGGCGGCACAGUGGCACCGCAGUAGAGUUGCUGCCUUUCAACGCCAGAGACCCAGAUUCGAUCCUGUCUAUGGGU
Messenger RNA from Leucoraja erinaceus (little skate), 915 nucleotides. RefSeq names its product ankyrin-1-like. Gene Ontology annotation, cellular component: glycosylphosphatidylinositol-N-acetylglucosaminyltransferase (GPI-GnT) complex. The transcript is spliced from 4 exons. Lineage: Eukaryota; Metazoa; Chordata; Chondrichthyes; Rajiformes; Rajidae. The record is from RefSeq and is a predicted model, not a curated record. Gene Ontology annotation, molecular function: protein binding. Gene Ontology annotation, biological process: GPI anchor biosynthetic process. Bases 97 to 762 code for a protein of 221 amino acids.